Molecule: messenger RNA, 1404 nt
Organism: Lynx canadensis (Canada lynx)
Lineage: Eukaryota; Metazoa; Chordata; Mammalia; Carnivora; Felidae
Gene: SCGN
Product: secretagogin, EF-hand calcium binding protein
Exons: 11
Coding region: 138-968 (276 amino acids)
Biological process (GO): regulation of presynaptic cytosolic calcium ion concentration; regulation of long-term synaptic potentiation
Cellular component (GO): dendrite; terminal bouton; synapse
Molecular function (GO): calcium ion binding
Source: RefSeq, a predicted model, not a curated record
CCGCCCUCGCAACCGCCCGGAAGACAGGUACUCAAAGCAAACCGGAGAGCACCCGCUCAGGCGCGGGAGUCAGGAAGGAGCGGCUAUCACCGCUAAGUGUUCCUCGGCGGCAGGUGCCCAAGCCUCGCGUCAGCACCAUGGACAGCGCCCGCGAACAGCUUCGGGGACGCUUGGACGCCGCGGGCUUCUGGCAGGUCUGGCAGCGCUUCGACGGAGAUGAGAAAGGAUACAUAGAAGAGAAGGAGCUUGAUGCUUUCUUUCACCACGUCUUGACGACACUGGGUACUGAUGCGGCGGUGGUAGAAGAAAAUGUGCGGAGACUGAAACAGAGAAUUAUGGCUCCCCAGGACGUCUCUAGAGCUGGUCGCGUACAAAUGAAAGAGCUUGCCACUAUGUUCUUGUCUGAGGAUGAAAACUUCCUUCUGCUCUUUCGUCAGGAAACCCCCUUGGAUAGCAGCGUGGAGUUUAUGCAGAUUUGGCGCAAAUAUGAUGCUGACAGCAGUGGCUUUAUAUCAGCUGUUGAGCUGCGGAACUUCCUCCGAGACCUCUUCCUCCACCACAAAAAGGCCGUCCCUGAGGCUAAGCUGGACGAAUACACCGGCACCAUGAUGAAGAUCUUUGACAGAAACAAGGAUGGCCGGUUGGAUCUUAAUGACUUGGCAAGGAUUCUGGCUCUUCAGGAAAACUUCCUUCUCCAAUUUAAAAUGGAUGCUUGUUCCACUGAGGAAAGAAAGAGGGACUUCGAGAAAAUCUUUGCCCACUAUGACGUUAGUAAAACUGGAGCUCUGGAAGGCCCGGAAGUGGACGGGUUUGUCAAAGACAUGAUGGAGCUGGUUCAGCCCAGCAUCAGUGGAGCGGACCUCGAUAAGUUCCGGGAGAUUCUUCUGCGCCACUGUGAUGUGAACAAGGAUGGAAAAAUUCAGAAGUCCGAGCUCGCGUUGUGUCUUGGGCUGAAAAUCAACCCAUAAGCCCCGGAUGCUUUGUCUUUUGCUCUUAGGAUGUUUCUGAGCUCCUGCUGGGAAAAUUGUAUCUGUGCUUUGCUGUUGGGGACACCGGGGCAAGCUUUGUAACAAAUGGUGUGGUGUUUUAGGGCAAGAGGGGGGGUCCUAGGGCCUUCUUUCUAAGGCCAUAGUGUUCUCCUGCCUCACUGAGAGCCCCCUGCAGUGUCUGUGUUAUUCCCGCCCCCCCCCGAACCCGGGCUUUCCUGUCCCCCCAGAGAGUCAGCUAACCACCUGCUGAAUCCGUUCCUGCGUUCCUGCGUGGCCUCCCUCAGGCCCCAGGGGCUCAGGGGAGGCGGAGUCCAUCCACCUGUGCUCCCCUUGUGGGCUUUCUGAGUGGUGAGUGGCGUCUCUGUUGGUCCUGUGAUUUUCUACAAAUCAGUUCUGUCGUGGAAAUAAACCUAUA